GUGGUUGCAGGUGACCAAGAGGAGACCGAGCCAAGCACUGAGCAACAAGAAAAAAAUCGGUGCUAGUGAGAUGUUGGACCAGUUCUUCUGAGUCGUGGUAAUAUGUCUGAGCGGAGAACACAGAUGAUAGACGGACAUCAUCGCUGCUGUUCGAACGGACUGAAAUCUGUUGAUCCAGAAAUAACAAACCAGGCAACGACCACGACGGCUCCGGGCGGAUGUUCGACUGCAAAGGAGAGAAAUCUCUCGUUCGCCCGGAAGUAGUAUGGUCAGGAGCUGCCGAUAAGGAAGCCCAAAAGAGUCACAAAAUAGGAGUGAAUCGCAAGGGGGCCGCCAAGGCGCCUGCAGGGACCCAGUAUCGUAGAUACCUAUCCAUAUCUGUGGGCGGACCACGGGAAGACCGACAUUGGAUUCCAGUCAACUCUAGCCGAGCCUCGCAGCUGUAGUGAUCGCGUAGGGUCGCAUACGAACUUGUCCGUGGAUAUUUGAGCACUCAAGCUGA
Messenger RNA from Stereum hirsutum FP-91666 SS1, 502 nucleotides. RefSeq lists its product as uncharacterized. The coding region runs from base 219 to 446 and encodes 75 amino acids. Lineage: Eukaryota; Fungi; Basidiomycota; Agaricomycetes; Russulales; Stereaceae. The record is from RefSeq and is a predicted model, not a curated record. The transcript has a single exon.